AUGAGCGAGUUGCUGGCCCACGCGCCGGAUGUGGUGGUGGAGUGUGCUGGCCACGCUGCGGUGCCCCAAUAUGGUCCAGAGGCGCUCCGGUCCGGUAAGGCCUUGGUUGUGGCAUCCGUGGGUGCGCUGGCCGAUCAGGGCGUGCUUCGUGAGCUCAAAAACGCAGCGCAAAGUGGUGGUGGACAGAUUAUCAUUCCGGCCGGUGCGCUGGGUGGUAUUGACGCGUUGGCAGCGGCUUCCAAAGCGUCGGUGGCCAGCGUGCGUUAUCGCGGCACCAAACCCUGUGAGGCCUGGCGCGGCACGCCGGCUGAAGAUCAAGUAGACCUCUGCGGAUUAACGCACGCAACGCCGAUCUUUGCCGGUGAUGCGGCACAGGCGUCCAGCACCUACCCAAAAAAUUCUAACGUUGCCGCCACGGUCGCUCUGGCCGGAGUCGGCUUUCAGAACACCCGGGUGGAGCUCGUGGCCGAUCCUAACGGGACGGAAAAUAUCCACGAACUGGAUGUUGAGGCCGAUGCCGUGUCCUUUUCCCUGCGCCUGAAUGGCCGCCCGUCGCGCGAAAAUCCCAAAACGUCCAUGCUGACGGCGCUCAGCAUUGUGCGGGCAGUAGAAAAUCACUAUCAGGCGUUGAGUAUCUGA
Molecule: messenger RNA, 639 nt
Organism: Nerophis lumbriciformis (worm pipefish)
Lineage: Eukaryota; Metazoa; Chordata; Actinopteri; Syngnathiformes; Syngnathidae
Source: RefSeq, a predicted model, not a curated record